Molecule: messenger RNA, 939 nt
Organism: Penicillium atrosanguineum
Lineage: Eukaryota; Fungi; Ascomycota; Eurotiomycetes; Eurotiales; Aspergillaceae
Product: WD40 repeat domain-containing protein
Exons: 4
Coding region: 1-939 (312 amino acids)
Biological process (GO): proteasome-mediated ubiquitin-dependent protein catabolic process
Cellular component (GO): GID complex
Molecular function (GO): protein binding
Source: RefSeq, a predicted model, not a curated record
AUGUGUGACCGAAAUGACUUCCCGUUGCGAGUCACGCACCGCCUCAAUCAACUCUCCGACGAAGUCUGGUACUGCGAGUUUUCUCACGAUGGCACGAAGCUGGUCACUGCAGGCAAGGAUCACAACGUGCUCAUAUACGACACUAGUGAUUUUGUAGUACUCCACCAUCUGAAGGAUCACCGGCACGGAGUUUCAUCUGCUAGCUGGAGUCCAGAUGACUCAAAGCUGAUUACCUGCUCUCAAGAUAAAACGGCGCGUGUAUGGAAUGUUGAGAACGGUUGUUGUCUCCUCACCAUCGAUCGGCAUUGCGAUCCUGUGACUGCCGCUGCCUGGGCUGCAGAUGGUGAUUCGUUUGUGACGGCGUCUCUCGAUUUAAGCUCGCCUCUCUGUCACUGGAGCAUUCACGGCUCGUCGCUGCACAUGUGGAAAGGCGGAUUCCGAGUACAGGAUUGCACUAUUAGCCUAGAUGGACGACGACUUGUGGCAGUGGAUACAGAUAGUGCAAAUAUCCACGUAUUCGAUUUCCGGACAUACGAGGAAGACUACUGCCUUUCUCUUCCCGGCAAGCCCACAUCUGUUGCUAUUAGCCGGAAUUCAAAGCACGUGCUUGUGAAUCUGACAGAAGGGCAGAUUCAACUCGUUGACAUGGAGGCGGCUGUUGUGGUUCAGCGUUACAUAGGUCAGGAGCAGGGCGUAUAUGUUAUCCGAAGUACAUUUGGCGGGGCAGCUGAAAAAUUUGUCGUCAGCGGCAGUGAAGAUUCCAGAGUCUAUAUCUGGCAAAAGGAAGAUGGUAACCUUGUGAAGGUUCUCAAAGGGCAUAUCGCGGGUUGUGUCAACUCAAUAUCAUGGAACCCGACAAACCCAUCAAUGUUUGCUUCAGCAGGCGAUGACUGCGCUGUGCGCAUCUGGACCAGCGAAAUAAACGACCCAGUUCAAUAA